AUGACCCCAAAGCAGCGAAGGCUGACAAACCCACAAAAGAAAGAAAAACAAGAACAUCUCCUGCUGCUGCUGCUGCAGCAGCAGCAGCAGCAGCAGCAGACGGAGAAACUGAAGCAGCAGAAUCCCCUUCAGCAGCAGCAGCAACAGCAGCAACAGCAGCAGCAGCAGCAGCAGCAAAAGGAGGUGGUGAAACUAGAAAGAGAAAACGCGGCGACGAGAGCAGCCCAUCAUUAG
Eimeria mitis is the source of this 234-nucleotide messenger RNA. RefSeq lists its product as uncharacterized. The record is from RefSeq and is a predicted model, not a curated record. The transcript has a single exon. NCBI's taxonomy places the organism in Eukaryota, Apicomplexa, Conoidasida, Eucoccidiorida, Eimeriidae. The coding region runs from base 1 to 234 and encodes 77 amino acids.